Messenger RNA from Funneliformis caledonium, 386 nucleotides. NCBI's taxonomy places the organism in Eukaryota, Fungi, Glomeromycota, Glomeromycetes, Glomerales, Glomeraceae. The record is from the annotation of a GenBank genome assembly.
AAUCAUUGGAUCCUAAACUGAUACUAUUUUCAACUGAAUUUGAAAUCAGAAAUACAAUGGAAAAGGUUUCAACAGCUAUGUAUGGAAUUUUAAAAUCAAUUGGCAUAAAUUUUUCAUCUCAUGAAUAUAUUCAAAUCAUUCAAGAUUGUUUUAAUAGUAUUAGUAAUAUACACUUUGAUAAUGAUGAUAAAGAAAUAGAAAUAGAUUUAAAUUAUGAUAAUGCCAAAUUGGUAAUUGAGGAACAUUAUUCAUUUUUUGAUAUAAUUAAUCAUUGGAUAUGUUCGAAACCUUUAGAUCCUAUUAAAGUUAUGAAAGAAAUGGCAUUAUACAGAGAAGCAGCUUUACGAAUUGAAAGAAUGAAUGCUACAGAAAAAUCCACUUUCUGA